Phlebotomus argentipes is the source of this 1234-nucleotide messenger RNA. RefSeq names its product protein FAM50 homolog. The record is from RefSeq and is a predicted model, not a curated record. Gene Ontology annotation, biological process: chromatin organization. Bases 84 to 1157 code for a protein of 357 amino acids. The transcript has a single exon. Lineage: Eukaryota; Metazoa; Arthropoda; Insecta; Diptera; Psychodidae. Gene Ontology annotation, cellular component: nucleus.
UGACACAUUGAGGAGGAAAACGUAAACAAAGGUUGUUUGUGGUGUUUUCUCAUAUAAAUCAGUGAAUUUCCAGCCAAUUCGAGAUGGCUCACUACAAAGGAGCAGCCAGUGAGGCGGGGCGCGCCAUGCAACUGAUGAAGAAGCGUGAAAUAGCGCAACAGGAGAUUGAGUUCAGGAAGAAAAAGAUUGAGGAAGAUUUGCGAGUGCACAACAUUGAGAAUAAAUUUGCUAGCCACUAUGAUGCAGUGGAGCAGCAGCUCAAGAGCUCCACCAUCGGUCUGGUCACGUUGGAUGAGAUGAAGGCCAAGCAGGAGGACAUUGUGCGGGAGCGCGAGAAGAAGUUGGCACAGAAGAAGGAGGAGAAGGAUAGGGAGAAGCUACGUGCUCUGGAGGCCAAACAGGCUGAGAAGAACAAGCAGCAGAAGCAAAUCCAGGCGCUGUCUUUCAAUUUAGAGGACGAGGAAGACAAUGAGGAGGAGGAGGAAGAGGCGGAGAAGGAAGAGGAAGAUGAUGAAGAGGAAUCAGAAGAGGAGGAGGAGAGUAAGAAAAGAAGCUGGAUGGACAUCGAUGAGGUGCCCAAGAAGAAGAUCAAGAAGAAUCCAGAUGUGGACACAUCCUUUCUGCCAGAUCGCGAGCGAGAGGAGAGGGAGAACCGAUUGCGGGAGGAAUUGAGGCAGGAAUGGGUAGCUCAGCAGGCGGCGACGAAAGACCAGGAAAUCACCAUUACCUUCAGCUACUGGGACGGUUCUGGACACAGACGCAGUGUGACUAUGAAGAAAGGACACUCCAUUUACCAAUUCCUGCAGAAGUGCCUCGAGUUGUUGCGGAAGGAAUUCAGCGAACUGAAAACCGUAAUGGCAGAUCAGCUUAUGUACGUCAAAGAAGAUCUCAUUCUGCCUCAUCAUUACACCUUCUACGACUUCAUUGUGACGAAGGCGAGAGGCAAGAGUGGACCGUUGUUCCAGUUUGACGUCCAUGAUGACAUCCGCAUGAUCAGCGAUGCGACAAUCGAGAAAGAGGAGUCGCACGCAGGAAAAGUCCUGCUCAGAUCGUGGUACGAGAGGAAUAAGCACAUCUUCCCGGCCAGCAGAUGGGAGCCGUACGAUCCUACAAAGACCUACGAUAAGUAUACCAUCAAGGAUAAGAAAUCCAAGUGAGUUUCCCCGUGCUGAUUGAUAAAUUGUAAAAUUGUGUGUAAUUUGAAAUAGUGAUAAUAAGAAGAAAAGGAACGGAA